AUGAGCGCUGAAGGAAGGAUUCGCAAACGCAUCCCCAAGUCAUGUAAACGCUGCCACCGGCGCAAGCAGCGAUGCGUCGGCUAUCCGACUUGUACCGGCUGCGAAUCCGCCAAGCAGCCCUGUCUGCGAUCCGAGUCCGUUCCAUCCUGGCACCAUGCCAUGUCCAAGGGGGCAUUGGUGCAUCGCAUUGAAGUGCUUGAAGCACAGCUGGCUGCUGCACUGGAACAAAUUCCUCCGGAUUCGGAUGCGCCACAGGAACAGAUUUCGACGGGCACAAAACCGCAACAACGUGACUCCCGAGCUGGUGUGGUCUCGAUGAUGGCAAUGAGCCAUGAGGGGAGCGAGAAUCUGGCAUAUCUGGGUCCCUCAUCGGGCAUGUCCAUUGCAGAGGAUCUGGGCCGUCUGGUGCAGAACGCCGUCUGGCUUAGGUCCAUCCCCAUCAAUGGCAGCCACCUUCAAGCUCUGCCUUGCGAGAGAACCGCAGCCAGCACCACAUUACCAAGCGAUGCUGUUGGGAUACGACUUCUCAAUGCAUACUUCAAGGACAUGCAUACGCGUCUCCCGUUCCUGGAUCGCUCAGAGCUGAUGCAGCUGCAUGCGACCGUUCAGAAGCCUCAGUCGGAUGUGACGAGCGAGGCUGCACGGUUCAAAUUAUUCAUGGUAUAUGCCAUCGGUGCAGCUAUCCUACAAAUGACCGAGACCUACGACUCCACGCCGCCAAGCGCCUUUGUAGCGACGGCACUACAGCUGGAACCUUCACUAGGCGAAUCGCAAUCCUACACGAAUCUCGAAGCCCUCAUGUUACUGGUCCUCUAUCACAUGCGAACAUCUUCUGCCACGCGAGUGUGGUAUCUUAUCGGUCUAGCCAUGCGCAUCUGUAUCGAUCUAGGAUUGCACCGGGAAUCACAGUAUCGAAGAAUGCGACCGUACGAAGGGCAGGUGCGCCGGCGGUUGUUCUGGUCCGUCUACCUGGUUGAGCGAUACGUGGCCUGGUCAUUGGGACGGCCGUUCAGUGUUCCGGAAGACGAAAUCGAUGUCCAUGCGCCGGCUGAUCUGGAUGAUUCGUGUACCAGUGACCAGCUGAUUGAAGAGGCACUACGGAAUUCAGUGGCUCCGCUUGAGCCGGCGCGAGGAAGGAGUCUUCGGAGGUUCAUCGCCUUGACUCGGUUGCAGCGCAUAAUGUCACAGAUCCAUACCCGGAUUUACCGGACAGAUAAGAGCACCGCAGCGCUGGUCCCGGAGACAACAUAUCUGAUGGCUGCGUUGGAGGAAUUCGAAAGAUCGCUGCCACCAAUGGCACCAGACGAGGAUGAUUUUGUUCAUAUGCAUUGGAACAACGCCAUUCGGAUGCUCAUUCAGCGGUUCAUAGGAAUCUUACCGCGCAGGGAUCCCCUCAUUGAGAAAUGUCUGUAUGCCUCGGGGCAGAUGUGUCAGUGCUUCAAACGACUGCGGCAGCGAGAUUCGUCGGGAUAUUCUUUUCUCUUAGUCAACUCGUUGUAUAUGGCUGGAUUGACUAUUUGUCUUUGCCUCUUCCGAGCCCCCCAGCUGUGGACAGUAGCCGUGUCGAAUGAUCUGCGAGCCUGUUCUUCUGCGCUGUUCGUCAUGGCCGAGAGAAAUUCUAGUCUGAAGAAGUAUCGAGACGGCCUGGAGAUGAUCAUCAACCGCGUGAUGGAAUACGUGAAUGAUGCAGCAAAGGCCGAUUCCAUGCCAAGUGAAUCACAAACACAAGAGGAUGCUAUUCCCACACCACAUUCCGAGAGCGUCAGCGCACAGACAGAACUAACUACUGGGGAUUCUCAGCUAUCGGCUGGGUGGUUUGACUUUCAGUAUCCAUUACCCCCUAUGGGAGGAUUGACCGGACACGAUACAUAUGGACAGGGGUCUGCUGCAGCAGAUACACCUGAAUUCUGGCAUACAUUCAGCGACAUAUUCCCGGAGAUAUGGUCAAACGACCUAUUAAGCAUGGAUAUGUCCGACGGACUGAACUGGUUUACUCCGGAAUAG
Molecule: messenger RNA, 2004 nt
Organism: Aspergillus niger
Lineage: Eukaryota; Fungi; Ascomycota; Eurotiomycetes; Eurotiales; Aspergillaceae
Exons: 2
Coding region: 1-2004 (667 amino acids)
Biological process (GO): positive regulation of transcription by RNA polymerase II; DNA-templated transcription
Molecular function (GO): DNA-binding transcription factor activity, RNA polymerase II-specific; zinc ion binding; sequence-specific DNA binding
Source: RefSeq, a predicted model, not a curated record